AUGUUUAGUAUUUUUAAAAAACGGAAACCUAAAGCUGAUAUUGACGAUCCUGGCAUGGUUGACAUUUCUACUAAUAGUACUACUCAUACAAGUGAUACAACUCUUGAUUUGGCCGAUUUGGGAAAUAAAGAUUCCGGCCCAUGUCGUCCUAUACUUACAGCGAAUCCGGAUACACUGAAACGGUACAACUGCAACAACAACAAAGAGUGUCUGGGUCUCACAGGUAUCAUGGCUUGUAGGCUGGGCCACUGUUCCAACAUGUCAGAGCUGUACCAGUGUUACUACAACAAGAGCGGAUCGUCGAUCAACAGCGACACAGACAAUUUGAAGCUCAACGGCUAUUUCAUCUGUGACAACGGGAGUUGUUUCACGAUUAAAUGGCCAUUUGACUGUGAUCGAUACUGUAACAAAAUCACGACGACGGGUGUGAACGUGUUCCUGCGAUUAGGGGACACUGUGCACACGGGCGACUGUCAGCGAGUGGUGGCGUACAACAAGGCCAACGGUAAUGCGGCGCAUGGGGAACCGCUUGCGACGCCCAAAGAGAUCUGGACCGACGAUAACUCGACCAUCGGCAUAUUCAUGGCCAGCUGUAACGGCAUAACGAGAGACAGCGUCAACUCUCUGAGGGCCUUCGACUGCAUCAACGGCACCGUGCUCAAUGAAUCGCAAAUGCCGCAACUGUUCAUAAACUUCACGACGUUCUGGACGAUAUACGAAGCAAGUGAUCGGCCGCUCGACGAGACCAACACGUUCGUGCCCGCGCAAUCCGCCCUCACCAUCUACAACUCCACCAGACUGUACAUCAACCAGCAAGGGUGCGUGAAUACGUUGCGCAACGAGUGUAAAGACUUCAGCUUCACGCAUGGCCGAGCCGGUGAUAACCACACGGCCUUAAGCCGGUUCCCGUGUUUUUAUACAAAGAACGAUUCGUUUUCGGCGCUGGCCCGUUUUGACUUAAACAAGACGUGGUGGGAACUGAUGGUGGGCGUCACCGUGCCCGGCAUACUGUUCGCCGUGUCGUUCCUGACGUUGCUGAUCGUCCACCAGACGGUCAAGGUGGGCGAUGACGCCCGCAUGACUUGCCAGUGGUGCGCGGACGACGACGCUGGAGCCGCGGCCGACGAGCCGUUCAUGAAGCACAUCGACAAUCAAGCGGCUGCAGGUGGCGGUGGCCGAAAGCACCGGAAGCGUGGCGAGCUGCAAGAGCUUAGUGUCAUCGAAGCACUGGUGGCUAGGUCAGCAGACAUGUCCGUUGGUGUCGACGGUAGGCAUUUAGUUGAUGCCCCGGACGUGUAG
This is a messenger RNA of Macrosiphum euphorbiae (potato aphid), 1299 nucleotides long. Lineage: Eukaryota; Metazoa; Arthropoda; Insecta; Hemiptera; Aphididae. The record is from the annotation of a GenBank genome assembly.